AUGCCGGGGGGCGGAGGGCCAGGAGGAGGUGUCGACAUGGGUGGUGGUCCCGGAGGAGGUAACAGACGGAGGAUGCAGCAACAACCGACGUAUGCGCAAUACCAGCAGUAUCAACAGUAUCAACAGCAGCCCAUGUAUCCAAACUACAUGAACCCCUACGCUCAGCCGACGCCGUACUACCACCAGCUGCCGCAUCAGUACCAGAACGGAGGCAUGCCGUCUGGCUACAUGCACUAUCAGCAACAGCAGCCCUAUGUACGGUCACCACAGGCAAUGCCUCAACCUCAAUAUGUCCCCAUGGCCGGCGUGAGCGUUCCCCAGCCGUAUUCGCAACCGUCGCCUGCUCUGUCAACGCCGUAUCACCCGCCUCCCGUCCCUGCUGCCAACCCUGUUCAGACGCCUCCGCCUCCUCCGCUUCCACACGUUGAACCUACGCCCGAGCCUUCAGUCGUCACACCUUCGGUGGUGUCCUCGGUCGUAUCUUCAUCAGUCGUCACGCCUUUCGCUGAGCCAUUCCACCCGGCCGCGGCGCCCCCAGCCCCUGCCUCUGCCACUGCUCCCGAGAGCCCAGAGCUUCCCAAAGAUGUAAAGGAAUUCCGCGCACCACUCCCUUGGACACCUCCCGACCAAGCACCGUUCCCUAGAAGGGCUCCCAAGUCACGGCGACGCAGAAGAUUGAUGAGCGCGAAUGCUCAGAAUCUGACACUGCCUGUGGAGCAGCACGAGGGCGCUCUCGAGUCGGCCACCAAAAGCGGCGUGGAGGACAGCCUCCGAGCGAAGGCCGAUUCGAAGAAAGCCGCGCCCUGGAGCUCCAAGGACACCGACUCUGAGAGCGCUACCCUGAGAGCAGACUCCCUGACGUCUGAAACUCCUAAGGAGAGUGACAGGUCAGCGACUAGCGUCUCAAACAUUGGUAGCCCGAAGGUGAAUGUGCCGGGAUCUGAGGCCAGACCCACGACAAGCAACUCGAACGCUUCGACGUCCCGCCCUGCCGUUCCUGUCGUCCCAGUCAUCCCAGCUCUCCCAAAGAGCAGUCCCAAAGAGGCUAAGGCAACAAGCGUCAGCCAGGCCGUAGAAGAGCCCAAGCAAGCUGCAUCUCAAGAGGCGAAGCCUGCUGAAGCAACAGAGGGCACGGAAGUUUCUAGUGCGGAGCAAGAGAAGCUCGAGGCUCCUCCGGCAGCUCCCGCCAAGGCGGCCCCGAAGUCAUGGAGCGGACUGUUCUCCGCAGCCGCCGCCGCCGCUGCUCCCAAGGCGCAGCCCACUGCCAACGGCCCUGUUGCUCCGGCGGCGGCCAACGGUGCCACCACAAAUGGCGAUGGUGCUGUCAACGGUAGCGCACCCACCUUCUCUGCAGGAAACACAAACUCCCUAGCAUCUGCCAUCCAAGACUUCCGCGUUAGCAAUGCUGCCAAAGUUCAGUUCAUCGAGCCGAGAGGCCUGAUCAACACCGGCAAUAUGUGCUACAUGAAUUCAGUUUUGCAAGUUCUUCUCUUUUGUGCGCCAUUCUACAACUUCCUGGAUCAGGUCAGCAAGAAGGCUGUACAUAAGUUCAAGAGCGACACGCCCGUCAUAGAUGCCAUGAUUAUGUUUAUGAGGGAGUUCCGGGUCAUCGACUCGACUGAAACGGUCGAGAAACUGCGCCGGAAGCUGAAGAGCGAGCAGCUGGAGCAAUACGGUGAUUCGUUCAUUCCCGAGUUUGUGUACAAGGCCAUCCAGCCUCUCCCGGCGUUUGCUAGCAUGAGGCGUGGACACCAGCAAGAUGCCCAGGAGUUCCUGGGCUUGAUUCUCAACGCCAUCGACGAAGAAUGCGCGCAAGUGAUUUCAUCGAGUGGCUCUACCAACGGGGCCGCUGAAACCCGGCCUACAUCCUCCGCCGCCAGCGUUAUUGAGUCGAACGACGGCGCGGAUGGCUGGUUCGAAGUUGGAUCGAGACAGAGAGCAGUCGAGACUCGCUCAUCCGGAGCCAGCUCGACGACGCCCAUCACUCGUCUAUUUAGUGGACAGUAUCGAUCAGAGCUUCGCCGUCCUGGUGUGAAGGACUCGGUGACUACCGAACCUUUCCAAUCCCUCCAGCUGGAUAUUGGUGCACCGUACAUUCAGAACGUUGUCGACGCGAUCAAGGGUCUGACGGUGCCCGAGAGGCUACAAGGCGAUGCUGCCCCCAUGACGAAGCAGACUCUGAUUGAGACUCUGCCCCCGAUUCUCAUCCUUCACUUGAAGCGCUUCAAGUUCGACACCGAAGGAACGACCAAGAUCGGCAAGAAGGUCGGUUACCCUCUCGACUUGCAGCUCCCCGCGGAAGUUUUGUCAAAGCGACGACGUAACGCUCUUGUCUCCGAGGGUGCUGGCAUGCCCAAGUACAGGCUCAUCGGUGUUGUCUACCACCACGGCAAGCAAGCCAACGGCGGUCAUUACACCGUGGAUGUGCGACGGCAAGACGAAAACGAGUGGAUCCGUCUGGAUGAUACGAUCAUCCGGCGUGUCCGCAGCGAGGACGUGGCCGAAGCCGGUGCGGAGGAGGAUGCCAAGGAUGCCGGUCGAUCGGGCCCUGCGUCGCGUGACGCGUCGACCAACCGGUUCGGUGCCAUGGCAGACGACGACGAGGGUGAUGAUUGGAAGGAGGUCACCACUUCUGCCAAGGGCGGUGAUAAGGGCGGAGAGAAGAAGUGGAGCGCCGUCGCCAACGGCAAUGGCACCGCGUCCAAGGGCAAGCCGGCCAAGGACAACAUCAAGGACAACAAGGUUGCCUACCUGCUAUUCUACCAGCGAGUCUGA
Messenger RNA from Colletotrichum fioriniae, 2775 nucleotides. NCBI's taxonomy places the organism in Eukaryota, Fungi, Ascomycota, Sordariomycetes, Glomerellales, Glomerellaceae. The record is from RefSeq and is a predicted model, not a curated record.